GGCCCGACGAGUCACAUGACCAUCGACGUCCACACAGCAGUGGAGUGCGCGAGCGCUGUGGAGUCUACGAAGUUUAUUUUAUAGAAAAUAAGUCGAUAAACUCGACCUAAAAAGAAAUAUAAUGGCGACUACAUCGUUUGCGAUAUCCGUGUCAGUUAUGACUGUGUUUUGGGGUCUAAUUGGUGGAGUUAUUCCCUGGUUUAUUCCUAAAGGACCGAAUCGAGGAGUCAUUGUGACGAUGCUGGUACUAACUGCAGUCUGUUGCUACCUUUUCUGGCUGAUUGCUAUUCUAUCACAGCUGAAUCCGUUGUUUGGACCAGUACUGAGCAACGAUACCAUCUGGUACCUCUACCACCACUGGGGGUAGGGUCCAAUGGUUCUUUUACAGCACAGCAGUUAGGACAGGUUAAAUAGUUUGCCGUCUAACCAUUCGCAGAUGCCGGAAGCUUGUACAUUGCCAAAACGGAGACAUCACACUAUCAGGAAAACUCCUUGUGAUUUGAAGCUUUACAUGCUAUUGUCUUACUCAAAGAAUGACUACCAUAUGACUGUUUGUGGUGUUUCUUUUUUAUUUAUUUGUUUUAAUGUUCAAGGAAAUAAUAUGCAAUUAAACCUUUUUUUUUUUUUUUUUGUCUGUGUAUAGUUUAAGUCGAAUUACCUGAUUAUUGCUGGACAAAUUAACCCGUCCCAUUUAUAUAUGUAUGAUUUUUGUAUGUGAAAUAAAAUUAAGAAUGCAGAAAAAUUGAA
This is a messenger RNA of Pimephales promelas (fathead minnow), 747 nucleotides long. It is a transcript of the gene atp6v0e1, whose product is annotated as ATPase H+ transporting V0 subunit e1. Gene Ontology annotation, biological process: proton transmembrane transport. Gene Ontology annotation, cellular component: proton-transporting V-type ATPase, V0 domain. NCBI's taxonomy places the organism in Eukaryota, Metazoa, Chordata, Actinopteri, Cypriniformes, Leuciscidae. Gene Ontology annotation, molecular function: proton-transporting ATPase activity, rotational mechanism. The record is from RefSeq and is a predicted model, not a curated record.